This is a messenger RNA of Clonostachys rhizophaga, 1566 nucleotides long. The record is from the annotation of a GenBank genome assembly. NCBI's taxonomy places the organism in Eukaryota, Fungi, Ascomycota, Sordariomycetes, Hypocreales, Bionectriaceae.
AUGAAUCGCCGUUGCGCUCGCCGGGCGGAGCGUGCGUGCUGCACAUGCGCCAAGUACACGCCAUUGGCCUUCGUCUACGGUAUCACGACAUGGGCCGUCUGGGUAGUCGUGAACUGCGGUAGGCUCGGCACUCACAAGUCCUGGCUAGGAACCAGCUCGUCCGUCUUCGGUGUCAUCCUAUAUGCCAUGCUCAACUGGUGUUAUACCACGGCCGUCUUUACGAAUCCCGGUUCGACCACCAACGAUGACGGAUACGGCCUCCUCCCCACGAGCCAAACUAGCCAGAACAACGCGACAUCGCUUACCGUCAAGAGCAAUGGCGAGCUUCGUUUCUGCAAGAAGUGCCAAGCCCGGAAACCCGAUCGUGCCCACCACUGCUCGACAUGCCGCCGCUGCGUUCUGAAGAUGGAUCACCACUGCCCAUGGCUUGCGACUUGCGUUGGCCUGCGAAACCACAAGGCAUUUCUCCUCUUCCUGAUCUACACUACGCUCUUUUGCUUCUACGCGUUCGCUGCCAGCGGGACGUGGGUCUAUGUCGAGAUUAUCGACGCUACGGGUUUCACCGACACCUUCAUGCCUCUCAACUUCAUCAUGCUCGCCGUCAUCAGUGGAAUUAUAGGGCUCGUUGUCGGUGCUUUCACCUCGUGGCAUAUCAUGCUCGCCAGCAGAGGCCAGACCACGAUCGAAUGUUUGGAAAAGACCCGAUACCUGUCCCCUUUGAGAAAGUCCAUACAACAAAUCCAGAACGCGGCAAACGGCAUCCCCCAGUCAGCUCAGCAGUUCGUCCAGUCUCACACCAAUGCCCUACCUGGUAUCACUCACCCUGAAGAGGGCGAGGAGCAUAGGUCAAUCGACGGACCACGCCCACCUGUGCAAAUGUCCUACGAGGAACUGGAGCGCACACGCGCAAAGAAGCGUUAUGAAGACUACCUCGACGAGCAGGACUCUGAAAAGCUUCCCAACGCCUUUGAUAUGGGAUGGAGACGUAACUUACACCACCUCUUUGGGCCAUCGCCUUUGCUCUGGUUUUUCCCAGUCUCCAACACCAUUGGUGACGGAUGGGCCUGGGAAACUAACCCCAAGUGGGAGGAAGCCAGGGAGCGUCUAAGACGCAACCGAGAGCAUCAACGCAAUCUUGAGAUCAACGCCGGUUGGGGCGAUGGAAAUGAAGAGCCUCCAGUGAUUAUUCGGACCAACGCUGGGGGUGCUGGCAGACACUACCCCCCCAGUCCCCCCUCCAGCAACGGGAAGCGAACACCUAGCAAGGCGGACCGUGUAUUAGGACGGGACCCGAGCCUCUAUGCCGAUAAGCCCCAAGACGUCCCCUUGAAAAGGCUAAGUACUCGAGGCCGCACGAUCGAGGAGGAGUUGGAUGAGAUUGAUAACGACGACGGCGAUGCCCAACACCAACGUCAACAGCGGCAAGAAGCGGAGCACCGUGCCAUGGAUGUUGUUACCAAUGGCGGCUGGGGUCGUGGUGGUGCCAGCGGCAUGUUGAGGAAGCAGAGCAGCUUCACCAACGGCAAAGCAGUCACCUCGCGCCUCCAUGACGAGGGAGUCGACUAA